This is a messenger RNA of Micromonas pusilla CCMP1545, 1626 nucleotides long. RefSeq lists its product as uncharacterized. Gene Ontology annotation, cellular component: cytoplasm. Bases 1 to 1626 code for a protein of 541 amino acids. The record is from RefSeq and is a predicted model, not a curated record. Lineage: Eukaryota; Viridiplantae; Chlorophyta; Mamiellophyceae; Mamiellales; Mamiellaceae. The transcript has a single exon.
AUGGACCCCACGGCGCAGGCGGCGAAGAACUUGGAGGAUCUGAAGCUCACCCCCGAUGAGGUCUCCAAGUUCGAGACCGCGUUCAAGGACCCGGAGUUCAAGAAGAUGUUCAUGGAGUACGCGGAGGAGAUCUCCGAUCCGAAGAACAAGGCCGAGAGCGAUCUGUACCUCAGGCAGCUCGAGCGCGAGAACAAGAUCGAGGCUACGUACGGCAAGGGCGUGCAGCUCGUGAUCCCGACGCCCGGGUUCGUCGUGAAGACGCGGUGUAAGAAGACGGACCGGAAGGCGUUCGUGAACAUCUGCCACAGCGACAAGUGCGACGACGCGACCAGCGUCCGCGUGGACGGCGGGCUCCAAUGGAGCGUCCCGCACACGCUCGGGCAGCCGCACGAGGAAAAGGACAAGUCAGGGAAGACGUGCGAGGCGUACGACUUUUGCGUCUCCGAGCACACGUACGGAUUAACGCAGAGCGACGAGCGGUUACGCACGAUGGUCAUCGAGACCGCGAUCGAGGCGGUGAACAAAGCGUACGAAGACGUCGACUUGGAGACCGCGUUUACGCUCCCGAAGAAGAAAUUCUUCGGCGCGGAGACCGGCCCGGGAGUGCAAGCGAUCAAGAGCGAGAAGAACAAAGAGAAGGAGAAGAACGCGCCGGGGCGAGGGAGGAUCGCGCCGCUGGCCGCGAUGGCCGGGAAGGCGGCGGCGGGGACAGCCCCGGGCGGGUCGAGCGAAGAGGGGAAAUCGAGCGCGUUUCGGUUCGACAAAGCCGUCGCGAGAAAAACCGUCCCGGCGAAGGAGCCGGACGGCGAGUGCGAGCCUCACUACGUCAUCGUGCACCGGGAAGGGAACAAGGACAUGGGCAGCCAGUUCGGGAACUCGGGCGCGAGCACGGAGGUCGAGAGACGGAGGGACACGCGACCGACCGCGAUCGUCGUGCGAGUGGACGUCCCGAAGAUCGACUCCAUCGCCGCCGCGGAGCUAGACGUGGACGAUCGCAAACUCUUCCUCCGCGUCGCGGGGAAGUAUCGAUUAGACCUCGCGCUGCCGUACGAAGUCCGCGGGGACGACGGAAAGGCGAAGUUCGAUAAGAACGCGAGGCGGUUGGAGGUGACGCUGCCGGUGAAGCCGAUGAAGAUGGAGCCGAUCGGGAGGUCCACGGAGCCGACGCCGGAGGCGGCGGCAGCCGCGGAGACCACGACCGCGCCGGCGCCGGCGACGAGCGGGCUCGUGACCGAGAUCGACGCCCCGUCCAGCUCCGCGAAGGAGGAUGAGAGCGACGAGACGGGGUACGUGAUGGUGGACGCCGCGGAAGCGAAAGCGGCCGCGUCCGCGGCGGCCGCGGUGCAAGCCGCGAAGGAGUUUGAGUCCAGGGGGGAGACGGAGAACCAACGGCGAUGGCGGGAGAUGCACGCGAAGCGGGACCCGCCGAAACCGAAACCGGCGGAGGCGGCGGCUGAGGCGGAGACGAAACAAAUCGUCACGGCGGAGAAGGAGGCGCCCGCGGCGGAGGCGGCUGCGGCGGCGACGACGACGGAACCGGCGGCACCGCCGCCCGCGCCAAAGGCCGCGACGAUGUUCCUCAGGCCCUCCCUCGCUGGGUCCUCGCUAGACGACGAGCUCGACUAA